GACGUCAUCAGCCUGAUUCUGCUAGUUUUGGGGAAGAGGAAGAAGACAUGGCCGCAAGGUUACUGCUGAGAUCCGCCGUACGGGCCGCGACGACCUGCCGGGCAUCUCCCGUGGCCGCUCUAAGCAGAGGGAUGGCCACCGGAGGUAUUCCCACUGAUGAGGAGCAGGCCACUGGACUUGAGAAGAAGAUUAUGCAUGCUAUGAAAACAGGAUCAGAUCCUUACAAUAUUCUGAGGCCCAAGGAGUAUGCCGGGUCGAAGUCAGACCCCCACCUUGUACCUUCUGUCACCAACAAAAGAGUUGUCGGCUGUGUCUGUGAGGAGGACAACACAGCUGUGGUGUGGUUCUGGUUGCAUGAAGGUGAACCCCAGCGCUGUCCCUCAUGCGGAUCUCAUUACAAGCUGGUUCCUCACGAGCUGCCUCACUGAGCUCACGGUCUCAUCCCAGAAUUUCAGAAAUGUUGUGACCACAUUCAUUUUUGUCUCUUUGCAAAGAAGUACAGGAGAUGUAAACAAUCCGUCAUCCUGGAGUGGGACACAAUAUUUUAACAACUCCUCAAAAUAACAGUUUACUUAAAUUAUUGGAGUGUUCAUUUUGCACUUGAUCCAGUUACACCUAAUAAACGUGCUUACUCU
Xyrauchen texanus (razorback sucker) is the source of this 635-nucleotide messenger RNA. RefSeq names its product cytochrome c oxidase subunit 5B, mitochondrial. Gene Ontology annotation, biological process: mitochondrial electron transport, cytochrome c to oxygen. Gene Ontology annotation, cellular component: mitochondrial envelope. The record is from RefSeq and is a predicted model, not a curated record. Bases 48 to 428 code for a protein of 126 amino acids. Lineage: Eukaryota; Metazoa; Chordata; Actinopteri; Cypriniformes; Catostomidae. The transcript has 4 exons.